AUGAGGCUUUUUGUUUGUCUGUUUUUGGUCGUUUAAGUUCUGUCAAUGGUUCUCUCUCCAGCAUCCGUCACAAUCAGAGGUGAGGACAAGGCCGAGUGACCGAGCUGCCUGCGCGCUCUGGCAUCGGGAAGUCCGGCAGGGAUCAGCUACCUACGUUAACAUUUCAUUACGGGGGCCUCAAAUUGCAACCGCAGUGUUCUCUGCUGUGCUGGCAGCCGCACUUGGAAGAACGUGCAGCGUUAAUUGCAUGAUUGGUAAUUGCCAAACAAAUCGCAGUAAAUUACACCAAGGCCAGAAAAAAGCCGGAGACAUGAUGAUGAUGAGCACGGUACAGAGUGUCAUCGUUCGGCUCCUGUCACCCCUGUGGAGGGCCACGGAAGAGGACCAGGAUGCCGCGUUUUAUGGGGCAGCUCCAGAAACUGUCCGUGACGUGCGGGAGGGUGUGGUGACACAGCUAUUACAGGACUACGGGCUGAUCGACGAAACGGUGUACUUCACUGACGCGCAGGUGCUGGGGGGCUGUCCCCUACACGUGGGCGACCAUGUCAGCGCCAUCGCCGUCAGGGAUGGAGCCCACGGCGGCUGGAGGGCGCUUAGGGUAGAGCGGUUGACCAGUACCUGGGAGGAUGAGGGUGGUGCUGGCCUUCAGCCAGAAAAUGGCGGGCUCAAGCAUCUGAUUGGCACUGUCACGUCAUGUGACCAGGAUGGAGGCUUCAUAAACCAGAACACCUUCUUUCCACGACAGGCACUGUGUCAAGGUUAUAAGCCCAUGAAGGGGGACUGGGUUCAAGCGCAGUAUUUCAUCAGCGCCACCCAAUGGAGCAGCCAGGCUUGUUCAGUCGGGCCGCUACGGUACCGCCGCAUGGACCAGGUGCACGUCACGAGCAUGUGCGGAGGCAGUGGCGUGGUGGCGGACAGCGUGUUCUUCAGCGCGGACUCCUUGCUCCUCCCGUCGCAGUACGCCCCCCAGCUCGGUGACCUGGUCAAUGUGGUGGUCUUGGAGAGUAGCCAGUCCUUCUACUGUUGGAGAGCGCUGUGCAUGGCUCCUGUGCACUACAGCCCAGACCUGGGGAGGUCUGUCUCUGACAUGGACAUUCAAGGCCUCCUGGAGAACAAGGGUGGACUUCUGGUUGAUGAGGUUCAGUUCGGGUCCCUUCCUCUAGGGGGUGCUCAGGAGCUGCUGGUCUAUAUAGAGAAUCGGGGCACGGAAGUGCACACACUCUGCCGCUGUGAGUUAGCAGGCUGGGACCCCCAGGAACAGUUCACCCUGGGGCCCGUCGCGCCCAGUAUCUCCAGCUCUGGAAAAGCAACUAAGCAGAGAGCCUCCAUGAUCCAGGCUGUCUACAUGGGCAUCCCGUUUGGGUCACGCAUGAUGGGCCUACACUUCUCGAUAAUGGGAUCUGUGGGAGACUCAAUCCCUGAAGCGGAUGAGGAUGGUGUGGGAGAAGGAGGGGCAAAGGAGGCUUCAAUAAGGGAGAAGCAGGAAGACCUAGAGAUCAGUCCAGGUGCGAAGGUGUCCAUCACGGUGAGCUGCAGGGCCAGGAACCUUGGCCGCUGCUCUGAGCUGCUGCUGCUGCACUUCCCCGCCUUCACCAUCGGGAGGUGCCUAGACAUUACUGUGAGCGGUGGGUUGGAGACCCUCUUGCAGCCCGCUGCCCCCUACUGCCCACCGACUUCUUCGCUUGCCAGGAAGACAGACACGCAGGUGGUCACGGUCCAAGCAGAUCCACCUGCCCGGCUCUCCAGGCGGCGCCUGCCCAACUUCCUGGGGAGCUACCCUGUGCCCAAGGCCCUGCGGGACUGCCUGGAGGCCAAGGGGGAUGUGCUGCUGGUGCAGCCCCUCUUGGCGGAGCCGCUGUCCCCGGCUUCCUUGCAGCCGAGCUUCUCUACACUCCUAUGGUUGGAAGAGCUACAGGCUGAGCACGAGCUGCAGGUGUUCAGCCUCACCGGCGCCCUCCUCAGGCGAGGCACGGCACACCUGCACCUGGAGGUGCCUGGUAUCGCAGAGGGCCGCCCCAGCGUCUUCGUCGGUGACAAAGUUCUCCUGAAAAAACCGCUGAGCGGCGGCAUCGUGGUGGAGUAUGUGGCCUAUGUCAUCGAGAUCAAGCAGGAGGACCUGACCCUGCGAGUGAAUAGUGAGUUUCAUCACAGCUACAUGGGAGAGCCUCUGGAUGUGGAGUUCACCUUCAACAGGCUGACCAUGCGGAGGUGUCACUGCGCCAUUGACCAGGCCCAGUUUUUUGAGAAGAACGUGCUCUUCCCCAGCACCCUGAGCCUGCAGCCUCCUCGCUGCGUUGGCCCUUGGGACCAGGAGCUGACCGGAGAGCCCGAUGGAGCCCAGGAGAUGAAUGACGUUUCCAAGACGGGUUGGAGCGUGCAGAGUCUGUGCGUUGACAUGGUGUCCGUGGCGACGCAGACAAAAACAGAUUCCAGCGUGCAGCACACAGAGGCCCCCAACCCGGGCUGCUUCUUCAACCCGGACCUGAACCCGGCCCAGAGGGAGGCGGUGAAGCGCAUACUGGCCGCAGAGUGCCGACCCAUCCCUUACAUCUUGUUUGGGCCCCCCGGGACAGGCAAGACUGUCACCCUGGUGGAGGCCAUCCUGCAGGUGCACCACCGACUCCCCGGCAGCCGCGUGUUGGUGUGCACGCCCUCCAACACGGCCGCUGACCUCAUCUGCCUGCGCCUGCACAACAGCGGCUUCCUGCAUAUGGGCAGUCUAGUGCGCGUCAACGCCACCUGUAGGCAGGAGGAGUCCACCCCUGAGGUUCUGUGGCAGUACUGCAGGGCGGGAGAGGACAUCAGACAAGCCUCCUUCCACCGCAUUGUAGUUAGCACCUGCUCCAGUGCUGGAAUGUUCUACCAGAUCAACCUCCACGUGGGUCACUUCACGCACAUGUUCAUCGACGAGGCGGGUCAGGCCACGGAACCAGAGACCCUGAUCCCCUUGGGCCUGCUGUCCGAGAGUGAAGGCCAGAUAGUCCUGGCGGGUGAUCCCCACCAGCUGGGCCCGGUGGUGAAGUCCCAGCAGGCCGAUACCUUUGGACUGGGCGUGUCCCUGCUACAGAGGCUCAUGAAGAGAUCGCUGUACUCGCGGGGCAAGAAUGGCUACAACCCCCUGCUGGUGACCAAGCUGGUGUAUAACUACCGCUCCCAUGAAGCCCUCCUGGCUCUGCCCUCCAGACUCUUUUACAGUGGGGAGCUAGCUGCGAGGGCGGACCGUGCAGUGGUGGAUGCCCUGAGCAACUGGGGCCACCUGCCCACUAAGGGCUUUCCCAUCAUCUUCCACGGGCUGCGGGGCAAGGAGAUGAGAGAAGGCAGCAACCCAUCCUGGUUCAACCCCACAGAGGCCGUGCAGGUCAUGUUCUACUGCUGUCAGCUGGCCAAGUCACUGUACAAGCCUGUCGCAGCUGCGGACAUCGGGAUCAUCACCCCGUACAAGAAGCAGGUGGAAACCAUCCGUACGCUGCUGCACAGGGUGGGCCUGGCAGACGUCAAGGUGGGCUCUGUGGAGCAGUUCCAAGGACAGGAGUCACUGGUGGUGAUCCUGUCCACGGUGCGCUGCAACGAGGCCCUCGUCGCGGAGGACGUGCACAGCGUGCUGGGCUUUCUGUCUAAUCCCAAGCGCUUCAAUGUGGCCAUCACACGUGCGAAGGCCCUGCUCAUUAUCGUGGGCAACCCGCACGUGCUCAUUAAGGACCCCUGCUUCUGUGCCCUGCUGCAGUACUGCCGCAACAACGGAGCCUUCCUGGGAUGUGACCCCCCCCCCUGCCUUAGGCUCUCUCAGAGGACUGCAGCAGGGAAGCCCCCCCCCCAGGAGGAGAGCCGAGCCAAGCUUUUUAACACUGUCACCUGCGCAAAAUAAUCUGUCACAUGACCCCCAUUUCAUUCACUUGGAAAAAAAAAUAAUAAAAAAAUGCUUGAAGUUGAAUAAAUUGAAUAAAUGAUGGUAGGGUGGUGGUCUGGGCCUCGGAGAGUGUGGCGUAACUGUGGGUGUAGCUGUAGGAGCUUGUUUUCCGUUGGGUGCAAUUAAAUUUUCACGCUGCCACAA
Messenger RNA from Brienomyrus brachyistius, 4051 nucleotides. It is a transcript of the gene mov10l1, whose product is annotated as Mov10 like RISC complex RNA helicase 1. Gene Ontology annotation, molecular function: helicase activity. The coding region runs from base 248 to 3865 and encodes 1205 amino acids. The transcript has 27 exons. Lineage: Eukaryota; Metazoa; Chordata; Actinopteri; Osteoglossiformes; Mormyridae. The record is from RefSeq and is a predicted model, not a curated record.